CGUCGCGCACGCGUGUGCGUCGCGCGUCAGGGCUCCGCGGAGAGCAGAGGCUUCCAGUCUUCCGAGAAGCAUCAGAGUAUGGAGCUGCGAGGAGGAGGAAGGGCCAGCUGAAAUAGCGAGAGAGAGAGAGAGAGAGAGGACAGCGAAAGCAGAAGAGGAGGCGGCCAGCGAGAGCUGAUCGCGGAGGAGAGAGCUUGCGCGAGCUUGCGAGCGAGAGCGAGCGAGUCAGUGCUGUGCGGGAGAGAUCGAUAGGUAGGCUCGCUCCCGUCGCUUUGGCUGCCACGGAGCGAGCAGCGGCGGCACCGGAGGGGGUGCGGCCGCCCGAGGCCGGUGGUCGUCGUCCAGGCGGCCAUGCCCGGGGGUCCAGGAGCACCCGUCGCUCACGCAGCAGCCUCCUCGCAGCAACAGCAGCAGAUGAGGCCUGCCGAGCUACAGAUGGACCCGCGCAGUCUGCCCGGUGCUCCCUAUCAGCUGCACCAGAGCCAGACCCAUCACACGCAGGUGGACGUGUCGACGCAGGUGGACCUGCACGACGGGGCCUCGUCUCUGCAGCGCGGCCUGACACCUCUCUACUCCCGCGAGGACAUCAAGGAGCAGUACUGCAUAACGAGCCGACAGCUGGACGCCGUGGAGAAGUCCGGCGGUGGGAUAUUCGGUUGCCUUACGAGUCGAGGUCCCUCGCCCUGCAGUUCCUCGGCCAAAGCCUCGAUCCUCUCGGCCUGCGUGCGCAGUGCCCCGAGCGACGAGAACCUCUUCGACGCGCCCUAUCCCUAUCCGUAUCCGUACCACGUCGGCCGCACCGGGAGCGGACGACAUCAGAUGCAGCCUCUACAGAUAAUGUACCAGCAGCCCUACUCGACCUACCCCAGGCUACCGCCGAGGUACGGCGGCUACGUCGAGGACGACGAAGAGGACGACUGGGUCGAGAGUUCCAUCUUUCGCAGGCGGCCAAAGUCCUUCUGCACUUCCUUCGAUCACAAGAGGUACACAUGGCUGCAAGAGGACGAGGAAUCGACGAAGAUGGAAAAGCCCCGCUCGGUCCUGCCCACCUCGGCUCAGCCUUUAACCCCGGCGUUGCACCAACAGCAGCAGCAGCAGCAGCAGCAACAGCAGCCACAAAUAACGAAGCCGAAGCACGUGAGCUUCGCGAGAUCGCACACGCUGACCUCGUUCGACAUGCCGCGCACAAAGAGCCCACCCCGACCGCACAAUCAGGAGAGGCUGAUAGACUCCCAGCCGACGGUGCAGACCUCCAUGGCCUCGGCCUUGGGGAUGCCUCAUCCUUACCCUCAGCCCGAGCCGCGGAUUCUCGUACUAGAAAAGCAACCGAAGAGGGGGACGAUGAAAGCUCAGGCAACGCAAACGGAGAUCGGUCCGAGCUUGCGGGGGAGGCCACCGGUGACGCUGAGCCCGAGGACGAUCCACCGGGUGAAGAUGGUGUCUCAGGGCGCGCAGACCAACGGCAUCCUGAACGGACGGAAACUGACGAAGAGCUACUCGGAAGCUGGACAGCUGGGCACGCCGCUUGGCUCUGGACCUGCCCUCAAGGAGGAGACCACCGAGCACGAGCCUCUGCAGCGGACGCAGAGCGAGGAGCCGCCGAGGUCACCCUUCAUGGUCGACACACCGCCGCCGAGGUCACCCAGAGAGGAAUUGCCCAACGGCGAUGUCGCGUUGCACGAGCUGGGUAAGAAGAAGGAGCUGGAGCUGGAAGAUCAGGAGAUCCUGAUAGAUUUCAAGCCGGCCCCGGUGUCGCCGGACGCGCGGGCUCUGCUGAACGAGAUGGCCCAGCCUUACCGGAGAUACGUCACGCUGCAGAAGACCCUCUCCGACGGCGAGAUCCAAGUGGAGAGGCGAGAAUUGAUCGGCGAGGCCGGCGAGCCGAGCUACCCCCACACGUGCCGUAGAAACCAUCAGGAUCCCUGGAGCAGAAAGCUUCGUGCGCCCGUCCAAUUUUCCUCGACGCCCGAGGAUCUCUCGCUGCUUAGGGUUACCUCACCCCCCGAUGACCAUAACGACGAGGAGUUCCACGAGAACCUCGUUCGCCGGGGCCUAUUCCGAAAACGAAGCGUCUCCCUCGAGGACGGCGUGCAAGUCCUCGCGACGAGCGACUACAUCCUACCAAGGUCUCUUCCUACGUCACCAACGUCACCUACCUCAGCGACAGUUCCAUCCAGAAUAGCAGGACGAAGCGUCCACCACCAUCGAGAGGCCGCGAGCGGCGGCGGUGGCACGCUGAUCGUGCAGCGGCAAUUUUUACACGCGGGCUGCGCCGUACCGUCGCCUUUCGCCUCGAGCGACUCGCUGACGGCGAACGACGCAACGCGGGACCACAGCGACGGCAUCUGGAACGAGUCGCAGGCGACCGUCCUGCAGGCCGACUCGCUGGCCCUGCUCACGCCAUCCUCGAAGCGCCGACACCUGCUCAUACUUCAGCACCAGCAACGAUCCUCCAUGGACACGGACGCCCUCGACGCCGAGGACGAGAUGGACGUCUACCCUCAGCCCAGUCCCAGGAUCAGGCUCGAGGCCGCCACCCCCGUCACCGUGUCUCCCAGCAUCGACGCGACGACGUACACGAGCACGAAUGGCCGGCCGCGGAUAGGCUUCCUCCGACGGAGUCCCGGACCCUCGCUGUCCCAGCCACACUCGCAGUCCUCGAGCGAAUUCGGCCUGAGUCGCUCGGGCACGACGGACAUUAGCGAGACAUCGACGACUGACGACUACAUCACUGCCAACACCUCGACGGGUACAGGGACCACGACCGGCACCUCGGCUACCACGAGCUCGCUCUCGAGGUCGCCUUUCCUGCCAACCGGACCGUCCGCCCAGCCCACCUCAGCUACUGCCACUACCGCGGAUGGGAGCUCUUUCGAGAGCGCGAGCUCGAUUUACAGCUUGGCCAGGAGCGAGGCCGUCCUCGAGGAGCCGAGCAGUCCGCACACCUUCAAGGACAAGUCGGACUCGCUGUACAGCGUCCAGCAGCAGCCCUCGCCAGCGAGAUCAUCGAGCAGUAGCAGCUCCGGGAGCUACGAUCUCGAGGACGCUAUGCCUGAACCGCCGCAGGAAGCCAUCAGGAAAACCACGACGCAGCCCUCCACUGGCGAGCAGGACAUGGAUGAGGGCCAUCACUCAUCAUCGGGCGGUUACGCCGAGUCACCGCCGGAUCCGCAAGCCUGGACGGAGGAGGAGCGUCGCCGGCGAAAGAAGACCUUCACCCUCGACUUUCCAGCUGGUCUGGAACCGUCGAGCGUCGAGACGGCCACGACUCCAGCCCCGACGAUGGCGGACGUCAGCAGCGCCGCCGUCGUGGAACCGAGUCCGUCGCCGAGUCACCGCGAGCGUCAUCGUUCUCGAGCCAAAAGCGCGGCGACUCGCUCGCCCCACCGGAACAACAAGCGACGAUCGCUCACCGGAGAGCAGCUCAUCCCCUCGAGCAGCAGUCAACAGCAGCAGCAACAGCAGCAGGUGAGCAGGAGUCCGCAGAAGGACGAGUGGCGGGAACAGGAGCGAGAGGAUCCGGGACACGUGCCGACGAGCGACGACUCGAGCUGCAGUCAUCACUACCACAUGCAUCAUCAUCACCCGCACCACCACGUGCACGGCGAGAGACACAGGCGGACCAGGGAAAGCCCCCGGAGGAAGAGCAGCGCCCACGUCUCGGCCAGGCGGCGCAGUAACGAGGACAAGAACGCGGCGCUGACGGGCAGCCUACCACGUCGUCGAUCGCGCGCGGUGGAGUACGUGUGCUCGAGUAGCCGUCUGAGCCCGGGCGGAUUGAGCAGUGGCCGUCACAGCCAGAGUCCGGGUCACCAGUCUUCCGGCGCAUCAUCAGGACUGCUCGUCAAGUCGCCGAGUCCCGAGGUCAGGCUGAAGGCGCUGUCGGCCGAGAGUCUCAGGUCGGUCAGUCCCGGCAGCGACAGCGUCUUCUACAGCGUCGCCGAGGACGCGCCGCCCUUGGAUCAGGCCCACUGUCAUCAUUGCGGACGAGAGGUCCCCGAGGAAAUAGUCCAGCCACCGGCCGGCUUCGCGGACUCACCGGAGGGAGGUCACAGGCCGUCGUCGUCGAAGCACUCAUCCUCGGGCCACAGACUGUUCAAGAAAUUCGACAAACGCUACAGAUCGGAGGACCGCGGAGAUCGACGGCAUCAUCGGAGCAGCGUUGGACGCUCGGACGUGAGGGCCAAGUCCGAGGAGAGAGGCGGCAAGCCCAGUAGCAGGUACGGGGAGGACUUCAGCAGGAAGAGGCUUCACGCCCGGAGCACCGAUGCCAGCAUGGAGAUUCUGACGGGACGGGAGGACGAAGACGCGUACGUAGAGCCGUACACAAGCGGCGAGUGGAUCUACAUCGGCGAUUUUGAAGAAAGCCACGUGUGGAAGCGACCGGACAGUAAAGACGGGGACGACGAGCUUAAAUGCCUUAAGGAACGAAGGGGAUCUCAGGAAUCUACGGAGAGCGAGAGGAGCUUUAGAAAAAAGUAUCAGGUCGCGACGCACAGGAUGGUACAUCGAAAGAGUAGUGGCGAAAUGUAUAAGAGGAUACAGACCAAGUGCUUCGAGAGCGACAAGCGAGUGGUAGUGAGGCGCGAAGCUGGCGGCGAAUUCGGCUUCCGGAUCCACGGCUCGAAGCCAGUCGUCGUAUCGGCGAUCGAGCCGGACACCCCGGCGGAGAGUUCGGGCUUGGAAGUGGGUGACAUCGUAAUGUCGGUGAACGGCAAGAGCGUCAUGGAGGCGACGCACUCGGAGGUUGUGCGACUGGCGCACUCGGGCUCGGACGUGCUAGAACUCGAGGUGGCGCGAACCUGCAACGUUCUUGCUCCUAAGCUGGCGAGAGACGGCGGACCCAAGGAGGCCAGACCCGAGCCUGCAUUGUGCUCGGGAUACCUCUGGAGGAAGUCCAGGACCGGACCGGGACAGACUCAGGACAAGUGGGUGCGCCGAUGGUUCGCUCUGCGUCGCGACAACUGCCUUUAUUACUACAAGACUGACACGGACUCGCAGCCAGUGGGGGCGGUUAUGCUUCUGAAAUACGACGUGGAGCUUACCCAUGAAUCUCGACCUCACAGUUUCGCCGUCAGAAAACACGGUGCCCCGACACUGCAUCUCGCAGCCGAUACGGACGAAGCCGCCGCACGCUGGACUACAGUCAUACGAGAGGCCGUUGAACGAAAUAAUAAGGCUGACACAUGGCUGGACGCGUCGCUGAAGCUGCAGCAACUGCCGGCCUGCAUGAUCCAGCGGGCCGAUUGUUUCGGCUAUCUGAGCAAGCAACACGAGCGCGUGAGGCGCACUUCCUCGCCUACCGGCUGGUCCAGGCGCUACUGCGUGCUCAAGGAUGCCGCCCUUUACUUCUACGAUGACGCGAACUCCGAGCGAGCUUUCGGAGUCGCCUGUCUUCACGGAUUCCGAGUUCACGGUAGCGUGCCGAAUUCCGGCGGCAGGAAGCACGCCUUUGAACUGCAGCCGCCCGACCCGACUCAGAGGACGUACACGUUCGCCACUGACUCAGAGAUGGAAAAGAAACGAUGGCUGGCAGCGCUGGAAUAUUCGAUCGAUCGAUGGAUAAAAAUAGGUUGACAGUAGCGAGUCUCGUCAAUCGACUGCCGCUAAGCCCAUAAAUGAAGAGCGAGAAAGAGCGGGACACCGCAUGACACACAUACACACACACACAUCACACGCAAAGCGCACGAAUCUUCCCUCACCUACUAAUAUACGAUAUACGUAUAUACAUACGAGUCUCACUCCAGCAGUGAAUCAGUUCCCUCGACCUCAUCCUGAUACGCGCGUUUUAUCCUUGCAUCGCAUCCGCGCGUAUAUAUUAUAGAACAACGUGUGCCGACGACACCAUGACUCUAUAUAUUAUAUUAUACUAAUCCUCGAUCGUCCCCUCGCCGUCCCGCCGCCGACGCCGCACACGAAAUAUUAUUAUACUUAUAAUAUUAUUACGACGACGAAUAUUAGGGAGUAAGUUUUAGCAUUAUUAUCGACGUUAUGAUGUUAACGUUACACCAACGUUUGCCUCUUUUAAUAUUAAUAAUACACAGACACACUCGGUAUAUUAUACAUAAUAUAUUGUAUGACGCUAUAUACUUUCUGAUAAGUUGAAUACUUAUAUACAUAUUGUACAACUUUCGUAUGUUGUUAAUACUAAUACGGAAUGUGUAAAAGAGAAACUUUACUUUCGACUUCCCCUCACCAUAGCCUCCCCCCGAUAUAUUAUAUGGAUAAAAACAAAAAUAAAACAAAUAACUAACUAUUCGAUUAAUCUUCAUUACACGAUGUACGUAGACAUUGAAAACGAUAUAUUUUUUAGUUAUGUUUGAUAACACAAUUUAUAUAAUAAAACCGAAUAAUAAUGAGAAAAAAAAUGAAAAUAAUAUAUAUGUAUAGAUAAAAGAAAACGUUAAAGUAUUAUGUGAACUAUUCGAGAGGAGAAUCUAUACGUAUGUAAAGUUUAUAUGCUUGUCUAUUGAUUUUAUGUUCAUAGUUUAUUCAUAGUUUGUGAUGAUAAUUACUGCAAGAAAGCGCAUAAACAUAAAAAAAUGAUUUACAUGUAAUGUAAAACAUAAUAUUAUAUAUACAUAUUAUAUAUAUAUAUAUAUAUAUAUAUAUAUAUAUAUAUACAUUGUAUAGAGAUCCGCGAACAUAAGCGAUGCGAGCGGAUAUUUUAUUGAUGUGAGUGAGAACGUACGUGAUCGGUUACGACUGAGGCGAAUAAAAUGAAACAAAGACAAAAAAUACAGAAUCAUUAAAAGAAAAAAGUUCUUACCGUUAUUAUUAUUAUUAUUAUUACUAUUAUUACUAUAUUGAAGAAGAAAACACAAAUAACUUGCAAGCGUUGAACGUGACACUUCGCCAACAAGAAAGAGGUCCAGCAUAUUUGCGUGAGUGUGUGAGAAGAUCGAGUGAGUGAGAUCGAGCGCGUGAGUGCAUGUACUAAGUGUUAAUUGUUAUAGAGAGAAGCGAGACGCGUGUGAAAACAAAAAAGAGGGUGAUAGUCGAAGAAUUUGUAUACCUCGCGCGCGCACGUCUCCCCCCCCCUCCGGGUUGCGGCGGGGGUCGCAUUUAAAAGUAACGUUUAUAAAAGACAAAUGCGAAACGAACAUAUAAGAAAUUACAAACUCAAAUCGACGGAAAUGACGAGACGAUGUAAAAGAGAACGAUGUAAUCACAAGUUAUAUGCAUAAACUUAACUAAGUGUUAACGAGUAUAAAACUACGCAAGAGUUAUGUGAGAGAUGCGAAAUUGUAAAACGAAAAAAAACGAUAUUAUUAUAUAUGAAAAUUUAUUGUGUCGCGAGGGACUGACAAACGUUCUCUCUAUCUCGAUGGGUAUACCCAGUCUGAUAAAACAAGGAAAUUGAUCGCAUUAUUCUAAAAAAAAACAAGGGAGAAAAUAUGAAAAUCGAAAACAAGGAAAGAACUAAAAUUACCCGCUCAAUAAUAUAAGAUAAUAAUAAAGACUUUAAUACAAAUUAUUUAACGGCAUAACGCCACCUCUUUAAAAUUCCCUUUCUAUAUAUAUAUUUUUUUUAUUAUAAUUAUGAUUACCUAAAGCAUAUGCUUUGUGGCAUUUAAAAUCCAUAUGCAUAUCAAAUUUGCAUGCUCUUGUAUUUUCUAGAUUAAGGGAACAUUGGACGAUCUGAAUUUAGCCUGGGGUACAUAGCUUUAUUUUUAUUGCUUUGCUGAGUAGCUUAUUGUUUGCGAAUGACUACUUGUGCAGUAUUCGUAGUUUUGAUAUAUUUUUUGCUUAUUUAGUGUACGUUCGUAUUGCUAUGCAAUCUUUUCAGGUUUGUUAGUUCAAAACAACGAAUAAAGAAACAUAAUGAGUACACUUACAGGUGAACGUUGAAUUUAUAAAUUUACAUUUUUAAGACAAUUAGUAGAAGAAUCAAGCAUCGAAAAGAUCUUGUGAUAUUUCUUACGUUUUAUAAAAUUAAUUCAAUGCAGUAGAAUUUGUAUCGUCUAUGGAUUGAUGAGAGUUAAAAUCAAACACUUUUUACUUUGUAAUUCAAAGACACUGAUAGCCGAUAUUCACAUGCUCAGUGUUAUUGCAAAAAAAAAAUGUUGAUACGUCAUCAAAUAAGAACUUUAUCAAAUUCUUUCAAAAGUAAGAAAAUGAGACAACUUGUCCCAUGUUCCCACAAUACGUAAAUAUAAAUGGAUAAUUAUCAAAAAAUACGAUGAACGUAACGUAAAUUGAUGGAUAGAAUUACUCGCUAAAAUCCUAGAUGCAGAAAAAUAGAAAAAUUUUAUAUGUGACUUGUAGAGUAAUAUAUUUAGAAGAUUGAUAUACUCAAACGUUUUACGGGAUUUUUAGUUGUUAUUUAUUUUAAAUAUUACUAGUUGUAUUUUUUCUUCCCGUUUUUUUUUUUAAAUUUAAAUGUACAGCAUAAAAUUACAAUUCUAAAUCUAACACAAAUCUAAAUAAAAUAUUUUUAAUAGCAAAAUUAAAUACAAGACUAUGAUUUAUCCUAUAUCAAUAUUUAUGAACAUGCAAUCAAAGAAGACUUUAAAAUAUAUAUCUGUGAAAUAAAUUAGUUAGUUAAUUCCUAUAAAGUUUUGAAUACUUUUAGAAAACCACAAAAAGCUAGAAUUUUAGACAUGGUCGUAUUCAAGAUAUUCAAGAAGAUUCAUGGCUAUGUAUUGAUUUAGUUUAUUUUAAAAAUAUUACGAUUUGUACAUUAUUUCUAGGGUACAAAAUAACAUUAUCAAAUAGAAAUAAUGUGUCCCCGAAUUCAUAACUCCUACAAAGAUAGUAAUUCAAGCUUUAAAUGCAUGUAAAAAGUGUAUUAUCAAAUAAAUAUUCAUGAAAUUC
Molecule: messenger RNA, 8817 nt
Organism: Nasonia vitripennis (jewel wasp)
Lineage: Eukaryota; Metazoa; Arthropoda; Insecta; Hymenoptera; Pteromalidae
Exons: 17
Coding region: 352-5577 (1741 amino acids)
Molecular function (GO): protein binding
Source: RefSeq, a predicted model, not a curated record